AUGACUGGCCGAGGAAAGGGAGGUAAAGGUCUAGGAAAGGGUGGCGCCAAGCGUCAUCGCAAGGUUUUGCGUGAUAACAUCCAGGGAAUCACCAAGCCCGCUAUCCGUCGUCUGGCUCGUCGUGGAGGAGUCAAGCGUAUCUCCGGUUUGAUCUACGAGGAAACUCGUGGUGUGCUGAAGGUAUUCCUGGAAAACGUGAUCCGUGACGCUGUUACCUAUACUGAACACGCCAAGCGGAAGACCGUCACUGCCAUGGACGUCGUCUAUGCCUUGAAACGCCAGGGACGAGUUGAACAAACUGCUCUCGGGCGUCACCAUCGCUCAGGGAGGUCCGCAAUGGCUCGUACCAAGCAAACCGCUCGUAAGUCCACCGGAGGAAAAGCUCCUCGCAAACAGCUGGCCACUAAGGCUGCUCGUAAGAGUGCUCCAGCCACCGGAGGAGUCAAGAAGCCUCAUCGUUAUCGGCCAGGAACCGUUGCUCUGCGUGAGAUCCGUCGUUACCAGAAAUCGACUGAGCUGCUGAUCCGCAAGUUGCCCUUCCAGCGUCUGGUUCGUGAAAUCGCUCAGGAUUUCAAGACCGAUUUGCGUUUCCAGAGCUCGGCCGUCAUGGCUCUGCAGGAAGCUAGCGAGGCCUAUCUGGUUGGUCUGUUCGAGGACACCAAUCUGUGUGCCAUCCAUGCAAUGACUGGCCGAGGCAAGGGAGGAAAAGGUCUAGGAAAGGGUGGCGCCAAGCGUCAUCGCAAGGUUUUGCGUGAUAACAUCCAGGGAAUCACCAAGCCCGCUAUCCGUCGUCUGGCUCGUCGUGGAGGAGUCAAGCGUAUCUCCGGUUUGAUCUACGAGGAAACUCGUGGUGUUCUGAAGGUGUUCCUGGAAAACGUGAUCCGUGACGCUGUUACCUAUACUGAACACGCCAAGCGGAAGACCGUCACUGCCAUGGACGUUGUCUAUGCCUUGAAACGCCAGGGACGCACUCUGUACGGUUUCGGAGGUUAAAUCAUGGAAUCAAUGCAAGCAAAAACGGCCCUUUUUAGGGCCACAAAUAGUAUUUUGGAGGAAAUUGACUUGAGUUUUUUUUAUUGUAUAAUGCACGGAAGGAAGGGUAGCUAAGCCAAUCUUCUCUGUAUCGUUCCAAUUUUAGUAUAUGUUCAAUCAAUACAAGUUUAUUUCUACUUGUUGAAACUCGGGAUCAGGCAAUCCGCGUAUUGACAGUCGAUGGGGAAACUAGCAAUCGUUAGUGUAGUGUGUUGCUUUGUAAGGACCUUACACGAUGCGAAUCUUCUCAUAUAUUCAAGUUUUUUAAACCUGUAGCUUUGAUCUUUCCACCUUCAUAUCAAUGCUUUCAAUUCUUUCUUGAAUAAAAUAAUUUGAUGACGUGGCUUAAUAUCAAAUUAAAAUAUAUAUCGACCCAAAGUAAGAUUAAGUUGAGACCUUAGAUUCAAACAUUAUUUUUUCCUACCAUUUCUGUCUAGGUUUACAAACUUCCUUUUUCUAAUUUGAGCAAAUAAAACUACUUAUCAGUUCAUUUUCAUUUAAAAUUGAAUAGAUCAUAAUUUAAAUUGAACUCAUUGUUGACCGUUGUAAAGAAGCACAUCUGUUAAGUUUACCUUUAAUAUAUGCUCAAUAGCUUUUUACACUUCUUGGUUUGUAUUAUCGGAAGCGAGGAUUCGGACGCAAAAUGGCAGUUA
Uranotaenia lowii is the source of this 1685-nucleotide messenger RNA. RefSeq lists its product as uncharacterized. Bases 1 to 993 code for a protein of 330 amino acids. NCBI's taxonomy places the organism in Eukaryota, Metazoa, Arthropoda, Insecta, Diptera, Culicidae. The transcript has 5 exons. Gene Ontology annotation, biological process: nucleosome assembly. The record is from RefSeq and is a predicted model, not a curated record. Gene Ontology annotation, molecular function: protein heterodimerization activity; DNA binding; structural constituent of chromatin. Gene Ontology annotation, cellular component: nucleosome.